Molecule: messenger RNA, 1608 nt
Organism: Seriola aureovittata
Lineage: Eukaryota; Metazoa; Chordata; Actinopteri; Carangiformes; Carangidae
Gene: ognb
Product: osteoglycin, paralog b
Exons: 6
Coding region: 226-1026 (266 amino acids)
Molecular function (GO): protein binding
Source: RefSeq, a predicted model, not a curated record
CUGCACACAAAAAACCCCAAACAAAAACAGUACUUCAGUCUUAAGAGUCAUCAUGACCACUGAGAGGGAGACAAACACAGCACCUAUUGAGUUAAAGUUUGUUUCCCUGUCUUACUCAGCGGUAUUCUGGCAGCUUAAUAAAAACUGUAUGGAAAAUUUUUCUUGCUCACAUGUACCUCAGAUCCUUGCCUAGCAGACAACACUCUCUUCUCUCACCAAGACACCAUGAUGCAAUUAAGGACUUUAAUUUUCACAUCUGUUGUGCUCCCGUGGAUACUGUCUUCUGCAGCAAAAGAUGAGUACGUGGAAGCAAGAAAACCUAAGAGGGACAUUGUAAACCUUCCCGACUAUGGCUUCCAUCAAGACACCGACCCAGCAGUUCCAAAAGCUGAUGAGUUGCCAACUUGUCUACUGUGUGUUUGCCUGAGUGGAUCUGUUUACUGUGAGGAAGUGAAUCCUGAAAUGUCAGCCGUCCCAGCACUGCCAAAGGAAACUGCAUAUCUCUAUGCACGUUUCAACAAGAUCACAAAAAUACGCAAUCAAGACUUUGCGGACAUGGCCACAUUAAGAAGAAUUGACCUAAGUGGGAAUCUCAUCUCUGAGAUAGAAGAUGGAGCUUUUUCCAAACUUCCUAAUCUUGAGGAGCUCACUCUUGCAGAAAAUAAACUGAUUAAACUUCCUACACUUCCCACCAAGCUAGUCUCAUUCAAUGCCAAUUUCAACAAGCUUAAAACCCAGGGUGUAAAGGCAACUGCUUUUAAGAAACUCACGAGACUGGUAUAUCUUUACCUUGGAAACAAUGAACUGACAGCAGUGCCCCAACUUCCAGAGUCUCUUCAUGUUGUGCAUCUGCAAAACAACAAGAUCUCAGCAAUAACAGAUGAGACGUUCUGCAAAGGUAACACCAGCCAUUACAUCCGGGCCAACCUGGACCAGGUGAGACUGGAUGGGAACCCGGUCAAGCUGUCACAGCACCCUAACAGCUUCAUCUGUCUGCAGACUCUCCCUGUCGGAUGGUACAACUGAUAUUACCAAAGCAUGCUUUUGACCGAGCCAAACCUUAAAGGGGGGGGGGGGUUCUGUGUAAACUGAAGGAUGCAGAUACACAGAUAGUAAAAAUACCAUUUACAAAAUACAGUUCUUAAGUUACAUUUUAUAUACUCAAAUCUACCAUACAGUUCAAGACAUCAUAAGUUUUUUUAUAAUUAGAAAGAAAUCAUAUAAUUAUAGAACAGAUUUGAACAAGUGGAAGAAAGAGCUUGUGUUUUUUGUUUCUUAUCAGCGCUAUCUGCCAGAUUGAGACACAUCUGUGCAAAAUUUAUGUCUAUAAAUACAAAGGCUCAUUUUGUAUUUUUUCUUUAGUUACAAUUUGGCUGAGACAGUUCUGUCUUGGCAGGUGCUAUGCAAUGUUUUCAACUUAGCAGAUCGGCAGGCUCACUGUCAAAUAAAUACUGAGACCUGGACAUGGUUAUCGUGAAGAAAUGAGACCAUUUGUUGUGAUUUUUUUCCAGCAUUUAUCUCAAACCAUUUAUAUUAUCACUGCUGUAUUGCUAAUGUUUCUUAAACCAACGACCAUAUAAACAAUAAAACCUGCAUGUUGGAAGAGAA